AAUAGUAAUAUUAUUGUAAACCCCUUACACCAUACCGGUUGGACUAUAUUUGUCAUAAACACAAAAUGUCCGAUCAAAAUAACAAGAUGCUGAAUUAUGUCCAUCAAGCUAUAAUUAUGAGUGAAACAAUCAAAAAGGAGCUCAAGCAUCAGAAGUUAUUUACUGAAUAUAGCAUCAAUCCUUUCAAGAAAAUGUGUCCUCUGGCUGAUAGACCAAACAGAAUACAAGAAAUUGACUCAGAAGACAAACAUUUUUCUGAAGUGAUUAAACGUGCUGCAUUGGAACCACCAAAGAAAUAUAUUGAGCCUCAAACGGAGAACCAAGAAUAUGGGUGGAUAAGUCAGCCAUUAAUGGUUAUGGAUAGAUCCGAUUCAAGAUUCUAUCAUCCGAAGGUUUCCUGUGAAAUGACUAAAUUCAUGAGUGCCUAUUGGAAACUAAAUGAACAGCGUAAAAUGAAUUCGUAAUGUCUAGUCUUCAAAUCCACAUAUACACAUAUAAUGUGCUUGACUACAAAAUGAAUGCUUGAAAACUGGAGAUUAUUCCGUCAGAAAUCGGUUCCCUGAUACUCUCCGUACUUUUCACUUGUCGAUUUUUCCACUCUAUUCACAGCUAUAUCCUUCACUUGGACAGAAAAACUUUUUCAGUUAUUUUUGUAGAACACAAGAUAUCCUGUUGUUGCUGUAGAAUUUACAAUACAUGCAUACAUACAUACAUACAUACAUACAUACAUACAUACAUACAUACAUACAUACAUGCAUACAUACAUACAUACAUACAUACAUACAUACAUACAUGCAUACAUACAUGCAUGCAUACAUACAUACAUACAUACAUACAUGCAUACAU
Molecule: messenger RNA, 846 nt
Organism: Trichobilharzia regenti
Lineage: Eukaryota; Metazoa; Platyhelminthes; Trematoda; Strigeidida; Schistosomatidae
Source: the annotation of a GenBank genome assembly